Messenger RNA from Paraglomus brasilianum, 651 nucleotides. Lineage: Eukaryota; Fungi; Glomeromycota; Glomeromycetes; Paraglomerales; Paraglomeraceae. The record is from the annotation of a GenBank genome assembly.
AAUGGUCUAAAAAAACGGUCAAUAAUUUUGAGCGUUGUAAUAAUUGAAAAUCAAAGAGAAGAAAUUGACAAAAUAACUGAAGGUAAAGAGGAAAAAAUCGUAAAAUUAACUCAACAAGAAGAGGCUAAUCGCCAACAACUUCAACAAUUUAAGAAAGAAGAAAACAAUUCAUUAAUAUCUAAAAUAAGCGAGUUGCAAGGAAAAUUAGAAGCCAAGGAAGAAGAAAAAGAGUCGACGUUGGUUCAAGAAAUCCUCAACAACUCUAAAGAUUUUUUAGGAGCUAGGAGAAUUUUCCUCAAUACCCGACAAAUAACCGUUAAAGGACUAAAAAACUGUUAUAACAAACUAAGAGGCGACAAAAAAUAUGAUAAAACAGAUGAAGUUGGUAAUAUAAUUAGUGCGGUGGGUGGGGUUGCUAAUUCUCUAACUUUUGGAGUUUCCAAGGCUCUUGGAGAAGCAAUUAUAACAAUAAAUGAUUCCUUUAAAAGAAAAUUUUCUAAUAAGCAAGUUGAAGAAUUUAAAGAAUUGCUGAACAAUGACAAAGAGAGUUUGCUUCAACUUAAUAAGUUUGCAGUUAGUAACUCCCGAGAAUUGAAAUUGUUUAAUGCUAAGCAUAAAAUUUUUGAAGUAAUCAUUAAGGAAGGUGUUUGA